UGUGUCAAACUGGAGCCUUGAUCAGCGGCAAUCGUACUAGAUAAGCCGAUUCUAUCUUGGAAAUAUAGAUUAGAAGCGAAAAAGGUGGGAGCUCACGAUGCGCAAGUACGCAAAAUACUGGCGUGACUCAGCAUCCGUGAUCGUUGUGGCCCGUAACCGGAAUAAUGAGCUGGAUGAGCAUGGGUACAAUUACAAGGUACUUGUAUUCAAGCGCACAGAGAAGACGAGUUUCCUUCCGAACCACAUCGUAUUUCCUGGAGGUUCGUUCGAUGCACAGGACGAUUCUUUGGACUGGUUAAAACUGUUCGCCAAGCAAAGCAUACCACCGGAAGCGCUCGAAACAGUGAGUGCUAUCUCCGGUCCACGGCCCUACAUUUUCUGCACAACGGAAGACGAUUUGCUUGACCGUAACAUAUCCAUGCGUUUGUGUGCCUUAAGAGAGUGUUUCGAGGAGCUGGGCGUACUGCUGGUGACAAACAAGGGACCCCCAGAUGGGUACAGCGCGGCCCGGCAUGCGUUUGAUGUGCGCACUUGGCAGACGGAUGUUCACGAUGGUAGGAAACAGUUUCGCGAGCUGUACGAGCAACUGCAAGAGGCGCCAGAUCUGUGGAGUCUGUAUGAGUGGUCCACUUGGAUAACACCGACACACUUUGGACGCAAGCGUUUCGAAACGGCAUUCUUCCUGGCGGCUCUGAACGAAAUUCCACCCGUGUUUCCCGAGAAGCACGAGGUGGAUGAGUAUAUGUGGCAGUCACCGAAGCAGAUACUUGCUGCUCAUUCGGAAGGAACCCUUUGGCUGGCGCCACCACAAGCGUACGAAUUGCAUCGUUUGAGCUAUGUGCAUGAUAUUGAUGUGCUUGUACGAUUUGCAAAGGCAAGAAAUCGGUUAGGAUGUACCUCGUUCUGCCCAGUGGCGUACAAUGCUUCCGAUGGGUUUAUCGGUGUACUUCCCGGAGAUGAUCUUUAUCCAACGGGCUUCGAUUUUAUCACUGACAAUGAGGAGAUGAACAAGUACGGAGAAUUAACCAUGAAGGAGCUAGCCGACAUGGCUCGGAAUGUUCAUCGCGUAGAGCACCGUGGACUGCACAGCCAAACCUACCUGCACAACGGGCCUUCUGUAGAUCGACAUCUGCAUGUGCUGGGCAACAAUAGGGAACUUUCAAAACUGUGAUAUUUUAUAUUACUGAUGGGAAUAAACGUUAUGGGGAUGGUUAUUGGGUAUUUUUCAUCCAAA
Molecule: messenger RNA, 1234 nt
Organism: Anopheles stephensi (Asian malaria mosquito)
Lineage: Eukaryota; Metazoa; Arthropoda; Insecta; Diptera; Culicidae
Product: nucleoside diphosphate-linked moiety X motif 19-like
Exons: 4
Coding region: 98-1171 (357 amino acids)
Cellular component (GO): mitochondrion
Molecular function (GO): hydrolase activity, acting on acid anhydrides, in phosphorus-containing anhydrides
Source: RefSeq, a predicted model, not a curated record